AUGGUGUUGUGUUAUUUUUUGUACAAGAGAGAAUAUGUGAUAAAAUCAAACCAACUUAAAAGUGUCGAGCAAAGCGGAUUUCUCCAGAAAAACGUAACGAAAACCAUUUUAGUGUGGAACGGCCUAUUGAGAAAAGAAAUUAUAAUUUUUGGAAAAGGUAACAAAGUGUUUGAGAAACAAAGUUGCCCGGUCAAUCACUGCGAGAUCGUCACCAGUCGAACAGAACGUCCGGUCGAGAGUUAUGACGCCAUCGUGGUCGUCUUUCACGAUCUAUUAAUUACUCCUUAUGAACUUCAAAUGCCGGAUUCUCCAAACGGACGCAACCCCAAUCAGCACCUCGUCUUUUUGACCCAGGAGCCUCCUCCGAGUUUGAAACGUUAUUACAACACGAGCCAAUUAACUAAUUUUUUCAACUGGACCAUGACGUACAGAAUGGACUCUGACAUUCCAUUUCUUUACGGUCGGGUCCUGCCUAAAGAGACGGCGCCUCGAACUACAGAAGAAGUUGCACAUUACAGAGAAAUUGCUAAAAACAUCAGUAAACCUCUGCAACAAUCGCAAUUGCGCAAUAAAACGAAAACAAUCGCUUGGAUAGUCUCCCAUUGCAAGACCCACGGUCAACGUGAAAAAUACGUGGAAGAGCUUCGCAAAUAUGUCGACGUCGACAUUUACGGAAAGUGUGGCGAUGGCAAAUUUGUAUGCCCACAUCACGGAACGUAUUUUUCUGAGCCGCAAUGCAAUAAAAUGAUCGAAUCCACCUACAAGUAUUACCUGUCAUUUGAGAACUCCAUCUGCAAAGAUUACGUCACUGAAAAAUUCUUUAAAAUUUUGGAUCUGUACGUGAUUCCAAUUGUUGAACACGCGCCGCCCCAUUCCUACAUCGACGCUCUAAAAUUCAAACCAAAAGAAUUGGCCGCUUAUCUAAAAAUACUCGACUCCGACUACGCCCUUUACAACGAAUAUUUCUGGUGGAAGGAUCACUAUCGAGUUGAGUUCAUCUCGGAGAACACAUCACGUCACGGUUUCUGCAGUCUCUGUCAACAGUUGCACGAUAUUCAAACUCCAUCUAAAUCAUUUGCUGAUCAAAGGGUGAUCUCUGAGUUGGUCGAUGACAACAAAUGCCAACCCUUUGAUCCCAAUUGGGUUUUAUAA
Molecule: messenger RNA, 1152 nt
Organism: Daphnia pulicaria
Lineage: Eukaryota; Metazoa; Arthropoda; Branchiopoda; Diplostraca; Daphniidae
Product: alpha-(1,3)-fucosyltransferase C-like
Exons: 1
Coding region: 1-1152 (383 amino acids)
Cellular component (GO): membrane
Molecular function (GO): alpha-(1->3)-fucosyltransferase activity
Source: RefSeq, a predicted model, not a curated record